Molecule: messenger RNA, 546 nt
Organism: Rotaria sordida
Lineage: Eukaryota; Metazoa; Rotifera; Eurotatoria; Philodinida; Philodinidae
Source: the annotation of a GenBank genome assembly
AUGAGUUGUCCAAUGUUUAUGUAUGGUUUAACAGCUGGCUCAAUAAUACCAUUAUCAAUUGUUUAUAUAAUGCGACCAGAAAGUUUAAAAAAUUUAUUUGAUUUAAUAUCAUCAUCAUUAUUAAUUGCAUUUAAUUGGUCUGAAGAUGUUGCUCAACGUUUUAAUUUAAGUAAUGAUUUAUUUUUUAAUAAUGAUCUAAAUCAAACAAUAUCAAUAAAAAUGUAUAGUUGUUAUACAAUUGAAUAUUGGUAUAAUAUAUUUUCAUGGAUAAUUUAUUUUUGUUUUAUAUUAUCAUUAAUAAUAUUUAUAUUAAAUCAACGUUUUAAAAAUUCUGAAGAAGAAUUAUUUCACAAUAAUAAUCAACCAGAAUAUAUUAGAACAGAUUUUGUUUUUUAUUAUUUUUGUAUUUUUAUUCUUGCAAUGACAUCAAUACUAAUACGAAUUCUCAUAGAACAUUAUUUACUUGGAUAUUUAAAACCAUUUACCGUUGUAUAUUUGUUGUGGUAUAUUAUUUCAUUUGCUAUCGUAUGGUUAUGGAAUAGAUAA